AUCUUAUCAUCGCCUCAUUCCCGCUCUGGCUAAUCACAAUCCUGAACACAAUGUCAAACACUCACCAGAACGUCGUCCUCGAUCUCCCCAAUCGCCCUACCCAGGGCAGCCUCCAACCAUCUAAUCACCAAACUAAACGUUCCACUCCCUCGAAUAACCCUGUGCCCAUUCACCUGACCCUCUUCACCGCGCUCUCUGCGCUCUUAUCCUGCACCACCGUAAUCCUCUCGAUCCCCAUCUCCGGCCUGCCUUCGCACUAUCUGUUCUUCCUUUUCCCGCCCCUCACCUUCAUCAACUCCGUCUUCCUCCUCUUCCCACCCAGCAAAUACGGUCGCGCCGUCCCCUCGCUCGAUGCAUACACGAGUAAUGCACACUUCGUGGGACAGGCCGCUCAGAUCGUGGGCUGGACGUGUGGGGUGGUAAUCAGCGUUUGCGAAGGCGUAUUCGAGUAUGUUGGGAGAGCUCCUGCGAGUGGCGAUGACGAAGAGGUGGAGACGACGAUGUUGUGGUGGGGAAUCGCGUUUGCGAGCGAGCUGGUGGCACUGAUGCAUGUUACGCUGCAGUGCGGGUUGUUGGUAUAUUGUCUGGUCCUGCGAUGGCGUAAACAGAACCAGGGAGGAGUCGGAGGGGUGUUCUUGAGACGAUUCACCCAGGCAGGGUCGAAUAGAGCGCAAGUGCAAUCGACGGUCCUCAAUCCGAGGGAGGGAGAGUUCGACGAGAAGACGAUCAAGCCAAAUGAGGAGGUCUAACCUGUGCGACGACAUGGCUCACGAUUCCCACCGUCCAUAUACCAAAGAAAACCUUUGAACGAUACCUUCUGCUUUUUCGUUGAAGAUUGUACUGUUCUGUAGCAGGGAACCAUCUUGAGAACGACCUGACUGUGGAAAGACUCGACGUUGUCUGUAUACGGUCACGGGCUUUCAAUAUUAUAGAAUCUAAGUUAUUAGUGAGGAGUCGUGUUAAGCUUUCCUCUUUUAUUUAGUUGCAUUCGCAGUACUCACCACUUAUGCGAGUUCCUUUUGAACAUUUGCUCAUCGAAUAGCGUAUUAUAUCAGAGUUCUGCAGUGUUGUAUCCCAAGGACAGAGUUUUAUGAUACUU
Molecule: messenger RNA, 1099 nt
Organism: Stereum hirsutum FP-91666 SS1
Lineage: Eukaryota; Fungi; Basidiomycota; Agaricomycetes; Russulales; Stereaceae
Exons: 2
Coding region: 51-749 (232 amino acids)
Source: RefSeq, a predicted model, not a curated record